Messenger RNA from Exophiala viscosa, 1294 nucleotides. RefSeq lists its product as uncharacterized. The record is from RefSeq and is a predicted model, not a curated record. Lineage: Eukaryota; Fungi; Ascomycota; Eurotiomycetes; Chaetothyriales; Herpotrichiellaceae. Bases 282 to 926 code for a protein of 214 amino acids. The transcript has a single exon.
AUAUCGAACUGGAACGGUAUACAACUGGGAGACGACUCCUUUGGUCCGAAUGCGAACUCUUCUAAACACGAGCCAUUUUAUCUAUUUUCCUCUUCCUCUGGAUCAGGCCACUCACGGUCGGAAAUCCAAUCUGGGGCGGUAGGGCCAGGGGUCUGUCACGAAAAAAAAGUUUAUGCACCCAGUUAAUUAAUGUGUACACCAACCUCCUCAAUUUUCGUUCUGUUUUGCGUUAGAUCCUCGAUAAUCAACCUUGCUAACACGCCCUUGGCGUUGGGUCACAGAUGCCGCAGUCGCCAAACUUUCCGCCCGCUACCACGAGUCCUAUGGCGGCCACCACCACUAUGGCCCGUAGGCUGUCCGCGGCGGACAGUACUACUGGGAGUGGAGGUGUGACCAAGCGAUCAUCCUUACCGCCAGGCUUCCGACCGCUUGGUCACCACCUUCAACACCAGGCCGGGAAGUACAAUGCCUCUCCGCUGCAGCGAACAUUGACGCCACCACCGCCAGAUAUCCUGGGACCCAACGAUCCCGAACCUUUCCCUUCAGUCGAGUCGGUGGAGAGCGCGGGAUCUGGACAGAAUUUCCACAUAUCUAGAUCCGGCCUACCUACUUCCGCGUCAUCCAACGAAAACACUAGUCCGCUGCAGCACCAUUCACACCCAUACCAGCAUUCGCAAUCGUCUUCCUUUGGCAGCAAAUCGGAAGUCCUGGAGAUCUACUGUGCAUCGUGCGGUCGGCCGUGGCUACUCAAAAAUGCAUUCGCCUGCACAGAGUGUAUCUGUGGCGUCUGCAGCGACUGCGUUGGACAGAUCAUCAGCAGUCCCGUCGUCACCGUCCAACCAGGAUUCGCCCCGAUGCGCCGCGGUUGCCCCCGCUGCGGAGUCAUGGGCGGGAAAUGGAAACGAUUUCAGCUCGACUUUCGAUAAGUCGGCUCACUAACGAUCAAGUAAGAGCAUCACGCUAGCUUCCUAGAGUAUAUCUUCCAGGGUGGAAGUGGAAAACAGGGGCGGCUUUGUUCCAUGCCCAUACAUAACUUUACCCUGACAGGCGUGCUCAGGACUUUCGAACCGAGCCUGGAGACCUGACUGAGACAUUAUUAUUCUCCUGUCAGCCGUAAAAUUACCGCGCACUCCGCCCAGCGCCGAGCCAACCGGACCAAAGAGAAAACCACGCCCAUGCACGCGGAGCGUGCCGGCAAGAGAAUUAUCUCACAAUGAUCCUUCAAACAGGGGCAAUUGAGAAAGUCCUCAAUGAGUUGAAGGCUGUGGACGAACGGGGUAGAAAUAAUAAGCGA